This is a messenger RNA of Chanos chanos (milkfish), 612 nucleotides long. It is a transcript of the gene snap25b, whose product is annotated as synaptosome associated protein 25b. Gene Ontology annotation, biological process: synaptic vesicle fusion to presynaptic active zone membrane; exocytosis; synaptic vesicle priming. Gene Ontology annotation, cellular component: synaptobrevin 2-SNAP-25-syntaxin-1a-complexin I complex; plasma membrane. The transcript is spliced from 7 exons. Bases 1 to 612 code for a protein of 203 amino acids. Gene Ontology annotation, molecular function: syntaxin-1 binding; SNAP receptor activity; voltage-gated potassium channel activity. NCBI's taxonomy places the organism in Eukaryota, Metazoa, Chordata, Actinopteri, Gonorynchiformes, Chanidae. The record is from RefSeq and is a predicted model, not a curated record.
AUGGCAGACGAAGUGGACAUGCGCAAUGAGCUCACCAAUCUGCAGGAGCGAGCGGACCAGCUGGCCGACGAGUCAUUGGAAAGCACUCGCCGUAUGCUACAGCUGGUAGAAGAGAGUAAAGAUGCUGGAAUCCGAACUUUGGUUAUGCUUGAUGAGCAGGGAGAGCAACUGGAGCGCAUCGAAGAAGGAAUGGACCAAAUCAAUAGGGACAUGAAAGAAGCAGAAAAGAAUUUGACGGAUCUAGGAAAUCUCUGUGGUCUAUGUCCGUGUCUCUGUAACAAGCUGAAGGGUGGAGGCCAGUCCUGGGGUAAUAACCAGGAUGGAGUGGUGUCCAGCCAGCCUGCCCGCGUCAUGGACGAACGCGAACAGAUGGCCAUCAGCGGAGGCUUCAUCCGCAGGGUAACCAAUGACGCACGAGAGAACGAGAUGGACGAAAACUUGGAACAAGUGGGAAGCAUCAUUGGCAACCUGCGCCACAUGGCCCUCGACAUGGGCAAUGAGAUUGACACUCAGAAUCGGCAGAUCGACAGGAUUAUGGAUAUGGCUGAUUCCAACAAGACCAGGAUUGAUGAAGCCAACCAGCGUGCCACAAAGAUGCUUGGCAGUGGCUAA